CGCCGCCGAGUCCGCGGGAGAUCGGAUCGGAUCGUAUCGGAGCGGUUGCGUGUUCGCUGCUGCUGCUGCUGCUGCUGCUGCUCUCUUCCCCCCCGAGCUUGAAGAUGGCGGUGUCCGUGUUCCCCGGCGUGCGGCUCCUCUCCAUUGGGGAUGCGAAAGGAGACAUCCAGCGGCACUCCGAGCAGCAGCCUCUGCGGCUGGAGGUGAAAACCACACAGGACGCGGCCCUCUUAAACCUCUCCAACAGUGAGGAGGCGAGCGUGUUUAAGUGUUCAGUGUCGCGGGAGACUGAGUGCAGCCGUGUUGGGAAACAGUCCUUCAUCAUCACACUCGGCUGCAACAGCGUGCUCCUGCAGUUCGCAUCCCCCACAGAUUUCUCAUCAUUUUAUAACCUUCUGAAGAACUGUCGCGGACACCUCAACGAAUGCUCGGUCUUCAGCGAGAGGACGGAGGAGUCGUCGGCCGUUCAGUACUUUCAGUUCUAUGGCUACCUCUCUCAGCAGCAGAACAUGAUGCAGGAUUACGUUCGAACUGGAACCUAUCAACGAGCCAUUCUACAGAACCACACUGACUUCAAGGACAAGGUUGUGCUGGAUGUAGGCUGUGGCUCGGGAAUUCUCUCCUUUUUCGCAGCUCAGGCUGGCGCACAUAAAGUUUAUGCUGUGGAGGCGAGCACUAUGGCUCAGCAUGCAGAGGUGCUGGUGAACAGUAACAGACUGACAGAGCGUGUGAUAGUAAUCCCAGGGAAAGUGGAGGAGGUGACCUUACCUGAGCAGGUGGACAUUAUCAUCUCUGAGCCGAUGGGCUACAUGCUGUUUAAUGAGAGGAUGCUGGAGAGCUACCUGCACGCCAAGAAGUUCCUCAAGCCUAAUGGUAAAAUGUUUCCCACCAUUGCCGACGUCCAUCUCGCCCCUUUCACAGACGAGCAGCUCUACAUGGAGCAGUUCACCAAGGCCAACUUCUGGUAUCAGCCAUCUUUCCACGGGGUGGAUCUGUCUGCACUGAGGGGAGCUGCUGUAGACGAGUACUUCAGACAGCCCAUAGUGGACACGUUCGACAUCCGAAUCCUAAUGGCCAAAUCCGUGAAAUACACAGUCAACUUUUUAGAAGCUAAAGAGGAAGACCUUUAUAAGAUAGAGAUCCCAUUCAAGUUUCACAUGAUGCACUCAGGGCUGGUGCAUGGCUUGGCCUUCUGGUUUGACGUGGCGUUCAUGGGAUCUGUGAUGACGGUGUGGCUCUCCACAGCACCUACAGAGCCCCUCACUCAUUGGUAUCAGGUUCGCUGUCUGCUACAGUCACCGCUCUUUGCCAAGGCUGGAGACACAAUGUCAGGCACAGCUCUCCUCAUCGCUAACAAGAGGCAAAGCUAUGACAUUAGCAUUGUUGCUCAAGUGGAUCAGACAGGCUCCAAGUCCAGCAACCUGCUGGAUCUGAAGAACCCGUUUUUCAGGUACACAGGCACCACCCCUAACCCCCCACCAGGCUCACACUACACCUCCCCCUCUGAGAACAUGUGGAACUCUGGGGGGGCCUAUAGCAUGAGCCAAGGCAUGGCUGUGUCAGGGAUGCCAGCAGCCUAUGACCUCAGCACUGUCAUUGGCGGCAGUGGCUCUACAGUUUCCCACAACAACCUCAUCCCCCUUGGUACAGACACGCAUGCACUGAACACGGGGAUUGUGAACCAUACUCACUCCAGAAUGGGCUCAAUCAUGAGCACAGGAAUUGUCCAGGGAGCUGCGACUGGUCAGCAGGGUUCUAGCAGUACUUACUACCCCGUCACCAACCAGUUCACCAUGGGUGGCCCCGCCAUCUCCAUGGCCUCCCCUAUGGCCAUCCCUAGCAACACCAUGCAUUAUGGGAGUUAAGCCCCCCUCCCAACGCCACCCCCCACACCCCCACCCCCCCCAACUUUUUGGGCCCUCUGCAUGUCCAGCCUCCUAAACUGACCACAGCCAAAAUCAGAAAAACCAAAUCCAGUGCUGCAGUCUCUGGCCAUCACCUUUCUCGUCUUGAUAUGUGUAUUAUAUAUUCGUAUAUAUUCUCUCUCGCUCUCUCUCGCGCGCGCUCUCUCUCUCUCUCGCUCGCUCUCUCGCUCUCUCGCUCUCUCGCUCUCUCUCGCGCUCUCUCUCUCUCGCGCU
This is a messenger RNA of Pygocentrus nattereri (red-bellied piranha), 2138 nucleotides long. RefSeq names its product coactivator-associated arginine methyltransferase 1 (gene carm1). The coding region runs from base 105 to 1865 and encodes 586 amino acids. Lineage: Eukaryota; Metazoa; Chordata; Actinopteri; Characiformes; Serrasalmidae. Gene Ontology annotation, molecular function: protein-arginine N-methyltransferase activity. Gene Ontology annotation, biological process: peptidyl-arginine methylation. The transcript is spliced from 16 exons. The record is from RefSeq and is a predicted model, not a curated record.